AUGCUGAUCAAGUGCGGGCCGCUGUCAGACUUCACUCAGUCACGAUAUGUGAUUUAUCUCUCUACCGGAAAGCGGCUGGUGCUAUUCCGCCUGCCAACCAUCGACCCAGGGAGCUCAAAACCCAACGAGACCCAGGAUGGAUGGUCAUAUUAUGCCAUGGAGGCUGAAUGCCCCCAUGCCGGUGGUCCAAUGGCCGAUUCGCAAGUGGAUAUUGAGGAUUCCGCAUACAUCGUGUCCUGCCCGUGGCAUGCAUACGAUUUCAACGUAGAGACCGGCGAAUCGAGCGUUGGUAUCAAAGCAUGCACAUUCCCUGUUGAUGUUCGGGACGUUUUCGUGACAAUAGAUUUUCCAACCGAGGAUGGUCGCCACGUUGAGCUCGUCAAAGCCGAGCCCGUGAGUGAGAAGGUCAAAUUGAAGCGCGGCCUAUCAUCCCCGCAGACUGCAACUACUCCACAAGGACCCGGCACGGCCCAUUACCUGGAUGAGAAUGCGACGCUUUGUGACUGGGCUGCUCACGUCUUGAAUACUGCUUAUCCUGAGCACAAGAUUGAGUUGGCAACUCAUCUAUUCUCUACAUUUACCGCACGGGAGGCAUCUUCUUCCCCGAUGGAGCUCGGGAGAGGCACGGUUCGCCCUCCUGAUCAACCACCUCGCGAACAGUUAACGACAGUUGAGGCGUCGGCAAUGCCCAAAACGGGACGAGGCGGUACCCUCAAAAGCCGAAUUUCCAUGCUUCACGCUCUAGCCAACAUUGAGUUAUGGGCCAUCGACCUGGCCAUUGAUAUCUGCGUGCGGUUCUCCACAUUCCAGACCGAGGGCAACUCUCAAGAAAUACCGCGAGCUUUCUUUCAUGACUGGUUGAAGGUGGCCAACGAUGAGGCCAAGCACUUUUCUUUGCUUCGGACUCGACUCGAGGAAAUGGGCUCGUACUUUGGUGCUCUUCCUGUUCACCACAGCCUCUGGCUCUCGGCUACGGAAACCGCACACGAUCUUCGUGCUCGGAUUAGCAUAAUUGCUCUCGUACACGAGGCUCGAGGGCUUGACGUCAACCCCAUGACUAUUGAGAAAUUCCGCAAAGCGGGCGACAGUGAAAGUGUGCAGGCACUGGAGGUUAUUCACAAUGACGAAAUCACCCACGUUACUACCGGCCACCGAUGGCUGACGUGGAUUUGUGAUCAAGAGGGGACUGAUCCUGUGAAGAUUUUCCGCUCAAACGUCCAGAAGCACUUCAAGGGUCCCAUCCGAGGCCCGUUCAAUGAAGAGGCCCGACUACAGGCUGGCAUGGAUCGAAGAUACUACGACAAUCCUUCGGGUCACGCCAGUGAGGUAGUGGCCUCAUGA
Molecule: messenger RNA, 1341 nt
Organism: Penicillium alfredii
Lineage: Eukaryota; Fungi; Ascomycota; Eurotiomycetes; Eurotiales; Aspergillaceae
Product: Rieske [2Fe-2S] domain protein
Exons: 1
Coding region: 1-1341 (446 amino acids)
Molecular function (GO): 2 iron, 2 sulfur cluster binding
Source: RefSeq, a predicted model, not a curated record